CCAGCAAAAUGACUGCCAGGGAAAGGGAAAACCAACUGUCCAAGAUAAAGCAGUUCUUCCGGAUGUACAAGCCCGGUAGCGUGUCCAGCUCUCGGCAUGAUUUACCGAUCUCGCCGGAACUGGAGCGCGAGCUGCGUCCCGAAACACCCGUCACGCAGCGAUGCAAAGCAUUGCGAGACUUUGGCGAACAGGUGAUGACGUCCCGGCUCGAACCGGACGCGGUACAAUCGCUGUGGGAGCUAACGAAAGAUCUGCUCGUCGGGAACAAGCUGAUGGAACAGAGGCAAUGUGCUCUGGCAUUCUACUGCCGACUCAUCCAAGGGCAGUACGAUAGCCUCGGAAUGAUGCGAGCGCAGUUCUAUCGUGUGAUCGAAAGCCACAGCGAACCGGAAGAUAUUUCCUAUCGGUUGGAGAUGUUGAAGCUGCUGACCGAGACGGGCAAAAACAUUCAACAUUUUGAAAAGGAAAUUGGCCCCUUUCUGCUCGAUUGGAUCAAAUCGAUCCACGAGGCCGGACUGAUCGAUUCGCUGCUGGAGUUGAUCGUGAACCUGAUCAAGUACAAUGCCGCCAGCCUAGAGCCGAAGUUUCUCGUCGGUGUUGUGUCGUACAUCUUCGAUAUGACGUGCAACAGACAGGAAACGAGCACGAUACUGCUGUGUCUGUCGGUGUUGGACUGUUUCAUCUGUUACGCGAUCAUACCGAACGAGUCGCUCACGCUGUUCAUCAUCAUCCUGUGCCGGAUGGUUAACCAGGAAGCGUACUGUCAGCACUCCUGGAAGAUUAUGAAGAAUCUCUUCGGGACGACGCUCGGACAUGCGACGCUACUUACGAUGUGCAACAUACUGAAUAAUCCGGCCUUCCAUCAGGACGAUGCGUUGCUGCGUGGGGCCAUCUUUCAUACGAACGUUGGUCUGUGGGGUAUAAGCGUGGUGCCGAAAUUGGACUGUGCGCCUUCGCUCGUGUUGACCAGCUUUUGGAAUGCCCUCAAAAGCAGACACGUCAUCGUAACGUACGAAGUGAUACUGAGCAUGAACCGUUUGAUACAAAAAUCUGGCAACGAGCUAAACGAACCCACCUGGGACAUUAUAUGCGACAUCAUGACGGAGAUUUCGCACAACCUCGCCAUACAUCGCUUACCGCCGGAACACACCGUUGUGACGCACUUUCACGAAACGCUCAACAUGGUCGAAACGCUUCUACAGCAAGGCACCAUGAACACCGAUCCGGAAAAGGUGUACGCACUGAUCGAGCACGUGUCCGCCGAACGGCCGGAAGCAUCCGUGAAGCAACUGAUCGACUAUAGGGCAAGCAGAAUAUCGGCUACACGGUCAGAAUGGUUGAAGCAACUGUGCCAGUUUAUGGAUCGGUUCUAUCGCAUGAAGAAUAGCAAUGUGCGUAUUUACGCCGUACAAGCACUCGAACGCAUAAUGGCCGCCAACCGGGCUGCGUAUGAGGAUGAAAUUUUGGAGCGCAUAGUCAUCGUACAUCUGGGCACGGUUCCGCUGGAAAAGGAUGCGGAGGUGCGGAAGGCGGUUGCGAGAACUCUGAUCGAGUUUACGAUCCAUUGUGAAACGAAGCGUUGCAUUGAGCUGUUGGAAAUAGUGGAGAAACUGUUGCAUCGUCCGUACGACGAAAAUCAGGUCGUUCGUUCGGAGCAGGAAGCGGAAGACAUAAUUCUGCUGGUGGAUGGAUUGAUUCGGCUGUUUAUUGUGAAGCUGUACCGGUUGCCUUCGUUGCACGCGAUCCGUGUGUACAGUAUGCUGAUUGGAUUGCUCGAGCUGCACUAUCAGCGACCGCACGUACUCGCGAACGUAACAAGCGUACGGUAUCGAAUUUUCGCCUGGAUGAUGAAAGCACGUGCUAAUGGGUCGUUUCACAUAGGCUAUCCCGAUCCGGAGGAUGGGCAUCGGGUACGCUUUUCGCACUAUCUCGGCAUUGAGGGACCGUUCCAGCAUCAGAGUCUACAGCCGCAACCGUAUCUGUCGAGUCAAUCCACCAGCCAGCUUAAUCUGACCGGCACUGGUGGGGCAGGAUCGGAGGCAGGCUCGAAAGCGAUGGACCGAAUUCCGGCAACGAAUCUUACUACGAUCUCGAUCAAGCGCGGCUGUCAGGUGAUCGUACUGUGCCUGAAGGAGGAAAAAGACUGGGAAGUGAUACAGCUGGUGCUGACCGAGCUGCCCAGUGUGAUGCAAAAUAAGGCCCUGAUACAGGGCAAUGAUGUGGAUUCGCUUGCCCGCACACUUUACCGGAUGUAUACGGACAAGAUGCAGCUGGAGAAGUUACAGCUACCUGCGAACAUGGUACCGAAGAUGUCGGACUACAUGGAGCUGAUACUACCGGCCCUUUCCAGUCUAGCGAUGUACCAUCAGCAUCUGGAUACGAACACGCAGAAAAACAUAAUUGACGCCUUAAAGCAAGGAUUGAUAUCGCGUCGCCCACAUGAAUGUAUCCGCAUGCUAACGAUCCUGCUGCUCGAAAUGCCUGAACAGUUGAUGCCGAAGAUGGCCGACUUGCUGCUCGAGUUGAGCAAAAUGACUGGCACAAAGAUGGUGGCGCUGCCGGUGCUCGAGUUCCUGUCGACGCUGAUCCUGGUGCCGAGCUUCCGGUUUGGUAACUUUACCAUGCGAACGUACAUGUGUGUGAUGGCGAUGUCGUUGCCGUUUACGAAUCCGUUCCGGUACGAUCAUUAUACCGUUUCGUUGGCACAUUACGUCGUGGCGGCAUGGUUCAUCAAGUGCAAGUUGCCGAUGCGCCAUCAGCUAGUGAAGUUUAUCGUGCAGGGACUCGAAUCGUACGUCCACGUUCCGUUCCAGGAUGGAUCGCGUGCUUUUUCGCAGGUUAACGAGGAUUCGUCCGAGCGGAAGCGUAGCUCAAGCUUAACGGAGCAAAGUUCGAGGCGUCGCGAUCGCAUCCAGCAGCAAGCCCAGCAACAAAAGCAAUCCCAGCAACAGCAACAGCAGCAACAGUCAUCAUCGAGCUCCGGGCAAAGAUCAUCUGGUACUAGUGUAGCAUCUUCAACCGCAUCUGGAUCAACCGCUUCCAUCGCGCAGUCCUCAGCCCAACUACCUUCCCAGAAGGUUUACUCGAUUUCUCCCCUAAAUGACGAUAUGUAUCGCUUUCACUGCGAGCUAGCGGACACGUGCGUCGAUUUUAUGGUACGUCACACAUUUUCCCCCUGCUCCGGCAUCUCGAAACGCUUGCCGUCUGCGGAGUUUUUACUAUCCGGUGGUCAAUCGAUGACUUGGCUCGUUGGGCACGAUCUUAUUACCAUCACGACGAGCGGUUGUUCGGGUGUUACCUUCCGGAAUGGGCUGUGUGAUCGGUGCCAUCAGUAUUGCCAGCAGUCGGCGGCAAAUGGUAGCGGUGGAGUCGGUGUUGGUAGCAUGGAUGCUGGAAGUGCGAAACUGAUUCCAUAUCAGCAGCAGCAGCAAUAUCAUCACCAACCGCACAACACCCAUGCACUUCUGUCGAAGUCGAAUAGUAGCGCAAGUACAGCAACCACUACAACAACCAUCGGUGGCGGUGGACAACCACUCUCGCCCGAACCACCGUACAGCAGCGCAUCGUCCGGGAAAGAUUCCGGCCUGUCCGGUAUUGGGCUGGGAGCGGCUGACAGUGGCACCGGCAAAACGUUGUACUCGGCGGACAAUGGUGCUCCGAUGACACCGGCCUCGGCUACGACGUCGAAUAAAAGGUAUACCAAAGCCAGUUUGCAACACAGUAGUGCAAACGAAUCCGACAGCACCGAUCUGACGACUUCGAGCUCGACCUCAUCCUCGACUGCGGCAACACCAUUUCCAACGGCAACACCACACUCUGCCCACGGUCCGGUAUCUGGUGGAUUGUCCGCUACCGGCACUGCAGCCACCGGCAAUCGAUUCUUCCGCCAGGGUUCACAAGAAGGCUACUCGUCCGGUUCAUUGGAAGCGCUAUCGCGUCGCGGAAGUAAUCCGGAUUCGGUCGAUCCUACGAUGGGACCCCCUGGAAUGGGUUCGGCUGGUGGGGAUCUACAGCUGCAACGCACUAGCUCCCUCGUUGCACCGAGAGCACCACCGGGAUUGAUGGCCACGAUUGGAAAUCGGCUUAUUUUACCACAACAGCUGAGUAGCUCACUGACUGGUGGUUCAUCUUCUUCGUCGGGUAUUGGAUUUGAUAGACCUCUUCAACCGUGUGCCUGUGUGUGUACGGGAUGGGCAGAGGUGUGUGUCCGACGUCCGACCGGAUUUACUUCCUGGAUCACACGCAUCCAAAGUCAAGUGUCGCACGAUAUACUCGGCGGUGAUGUUGCGCUGCAGGAUCUUACCUCACUGUUUUCGCCCAGUGUUGGUGGCGGUGUGAUUGGGUCGGAUUAUCUUGCGCUCGUCAGUGGUGGACAGCAGCCAUCCUAUAGCAUCGAUGGGAUGACACCGUUUGGAAGUAGUGCUGAUAUCCCAUCGGCUGCAAUGGCCGAUCGAUUAGCGUCUGAGGGAGAUCUGCAACCAACCAAUCUCGGUAGUGCGGAACAGGUUAAUUCGGCACUCGAAAAGCCCUUAACGCAACAGCCGCCAGCAGGCGUAGUGACGCGCGCUAAAGUGUCCAUCUCGGAUGAAGUGUUUGAAAUGGCGAAGAAGGGGAGCGACACGAAGAAGAAACCAUCGGUAGAGGAAGAGCACGAGCAGAGUGAGGAUGAGGAGCUUAAAAAUGUCUUGGGUGUGGAGGGCGUAGCUGCAUCUCUCAGUGGUGGUGGAUCGGGUCCGAUCAACAUUCCCGGCAAGCAGUCGAGCGCUGCACUCGCGUCCGACGAUGAGGACGAUGACGAUGACGACGAGGAUGAUGAUGAGGACGAUGAUAGUGGCGACGAGAAUGGGCGUCGGACUCGGUACGAUGGAAAUGAGGGAGUCAUGUUUGAUGAUACGGAGGGACGUACGCGGAAGCCAGUUAGAAGGGUAAAUUCUAGCCCCGAGAUGCGCACCAAAUGGAAUAGUCAGUUUUUGAGCAAAGCUAAAGAGAACGUUGGACAGGAUGGAGGUUCGGGAGCGAUGAUAGCGACUGUUGUUCCGGGUGAAUCCGGGACAGCGGUAGUUACAACGGCCGGUAUGGUCCAGAACACCGAGGGUGCGGUUGUUGAGAAGAAAAAAUCCACCUACGGGAAGGGUGUAAGUUGCGAGGCCAUUCCGGAGGAGAUUGCCGGUUCUACGCCUCCCCCACCAACGGCACUAAGGAUGCAAAGCAACUUGCCCGAACCGCAGUCAGCAGUAGUACCACCGACAGUGCGCGGUACGGUCACGGCCAAGCAUCAGGGUGAGUUUGGUGCGACGAAAGCAACUCCGAUCACCACAUCGCUUCCGGAGUCGAACACACUCGAGCCGAUGCCUGCACCACGCAAACAACAUUCAGCGGACGAUGCAACCUUAGCCACGCGUUCCCUCACCGACGGAGGCACAGUAUCGAGCGAGGCAAUUAGCAACAGCAGCUUUCAACCCGGUACGAUCGUGCCCAACGCCGGUACGCAGAUGAUUGCCCCGAUUGCGAUGCAUCCGAUCACGCAAACUUCGUCCUCAUCAGCUCUCAGCCUAAAACUCCCGAUGGAGAAGGUAACGAGCAAACCGCCCCAAUCUCCGGUACCGCUCUCGCCACGGCUAAUUGCCCGGAACACGACCAACCUUAAGCAGUCCAGUUCCGGCACGGCUUCACCUUCCUUCCCCGCGAUGGGUGGUGGUAUGGGUGGGUCAGGCAUCGGAGGUGGCCUGCUCGGAAUGGGCAGCAGCAACGAUAACGAUCUGCCCCGUGGACGCUCCAAAACCAUCUCCACCGUACGGGAACACUAUUCGCGCGAUAGCUCCAAAUGGAGUGCGGCCAAUGUGUCGCGGAUGCGCAACGAACACAUCAACCGUACCGUGGUGAGCCCGAGCUUUGUCUUCCUGCAGCUGUACCACCACGGCCAGUUCGGUAACGAAUGUCCACUGCUGAUGGAUAAAGAUCCGGAGAAAGCGAUCGCACUGCUCGAUCUGAUUCCACCGUUCGAGAUGCACAAGAUCGGUGUACUGUACGUGGGGCCCGGCCAGGCAGGCAACGAGACGGAGAUCCUGAAGAAUCGGUACGGUAGCUUGCGGUAUGCGGAGUUUCUGAGCAGCCUCGGCACGUUGGUCGCGAUCAAGGAUGCCAAAGAGAAGAACAUCUUCAUCGAUCUCGAAAGCAACGGAAAGGACGGUGCGUUCACGUACAUCUACCAGGAUGAUAUCGUGCAGCUUACGUUCCACGUUGCGACCCUGAUGCCGAACAAGCGGCAGGAUCCGCACUGUAACGAGAAGAAGAAGCACAUCGGUAACGAUUUCGUCACGAUCGUGUACAACGAGAGUGGCGAGGAAUACGAUCUGAAAACGAUUCGAGGUCAAUAUAAUUACGCCUGCGUAAUUGUGGAGCCAAUCGAGCUGAACAGCAAUCGCGUUUUUAUCCGCUCGAAGGACGACAUCGCGCAGCACGUGACGCGAGAUACGAAGAUCGUGUCCGAUCAUACCGCACCGUUACUUGCCCGCCAGAUGGCGCUGCAUGCGAAUCUAGCCUCACUGGUUGCCCAAUCGCUGAAGACGAAAAACUCUAGCCCGUACGCGUCCAAUUGGCUCGAACGGUUGCGCAAGAUCAAGAACAUACGCUCCCGGUACGGGCAGCAGCAGGACGAUCAACAGCAGCGCCAGCAACAGCAGCAGCAGCAACUGCAGCAGGGUGGAUCGGCCAACGAUCUCAGCUCGGCCGCCAGCAGUGCUAGCAACAGCGGUGGCAUCAGCUAUCGUGUGGACGAUUUUUCCAAGUACACUGUCUGA
Molecule: messenger RNA, 6800 nt
Organism: Anopheles maculipalpis
Lineage: Eukaryota; Metazoa; Arthropoda; Insecta; Diptera; Culicidae
Gene: gig
Product: tuberin
Exons: 6
Coding region: 9-6800 (2263 amino acids)
Biological process (GO): negative regulation of TOR signaling; negative regulation of phosphatidylinositol 3-kinase/protein kinase B signal transduction; regulation of cell cycle
Cellular component (GO): nucleus; cytoplasm; TSC1-TSC2 complex
Molecular function (GO): GTPase activator activity
Source: RefSeq, a predicted model, not a curated record